AUGCCGCCCGUUCUGCGUCCACGGUCACUGGAUGGCUCGAACAAACCCAACGUCGACCCUCUUGGGAUCGGCUACAUAGUCGUUGCCAUAACAUACACGUUUGUGCUACUCACAGAGCUAUACUUGCUUCACCGAUACCGCCAGGCGUUUUGCGUGCGGCUAAGGAAUAUCCAAGUCGUCUUCGCCGCAGUACUGAUGCUUCACAUCUAUCUCGUCCUGGUCCUGCUUGUUUACCCGUGGAAUGGCCUCUUCCCGUGUGCUGCAGAAUUCUGGAUAAUGUCUGUGUUUCUUCCCUCAGGAAUGGCUUUCUUCCAAGCUUGCAACGCCAAGGUACUCACUGCCUAUGAGAGUCAGCGGCGAAUGACGCGCAAUUUCUUGGAAGGUGCGCGCAAGAAGCGCAUCUCAUAUACCCCUCGAGGCCUGAUUCAAGCAUGGUUCGAUCUCGAUGCAGCAAGGAAAGUCUACCUUGGUACCCUGGUUGGACUGACGCUCUCGUUCUUCCCUGCCAUCCUGCUGUUCUUCGGUUCGCGCCGUUUUCAUGCGGGCUAUGGCUUCUUUGGAGAGCCGGCCGACUUCCACAAGUGCCGAAGAGGAUUUGAAUGGAUCCCCUCCAUCUUUGUGCAACUGUUCUGGACUAUGCUUGUCGGUCCAUGGAUUCUCUGGAAGAUCCGCGAUAUCAAGGACGUCCAUUCAUGGGCCUGGCAAACGAGACUUGCCAUUAUUGCUGGCCUCCCAGGAACACCGCUUUGGAUUGCCUUUACCUACUCAAACUGGACAGGAGUCGAAGUUAUCAACAAGUUUUUUGCACCAGCUGGAUGGUUCAUCCCAUCAUUGGUGGUUUGUCAGCAAGUCUUGCUUCUCAUCCCUCUCCGUGGUGCAAUCAGGACGCGACCACAACGACGAUCAUCGAUAUCUUCGACCGAGUCACUUACAUCGACCAUUUCCAACGACUCGUCCAUUGAGCACAACGAAAAGGAAAUCAUCGGCAUCUGCAGCAAAGAGAUGAGGUCCAAGGGUUCUAUGCAAGCCCUUGAAUUCACCAUUGAUCAAAACAUCGAACCCCUCAUCGCAUGGGCUGCAGCACGUGAGUUCACCGCCGAGAACUGCAUCUUCCUCCGCGAAGUCCGCAACUUCAAGAAGAAGUGGGGCUGCCUGAAGGUCGUCACUACUGCGCAAAGACGCCAAAUGUUCACAGAGGCGUCGCUCAUCUUCUAUGCCCUCAUCAACCCAUUCACGGCCGAGUCACCGAUCAACAUUGAGUACAGGAUCUUCAAGAACUUGCAAACAACGUUUCAGGACGUGGAGUUUGACCCUUACAUGCCACGCAGUCAGACUCCCGAGAGCUCAUCCAACGCUGCUAGGGAGGUCGUGUGCCCGUGGGAGGACACUCUAAGCCGACCAGCCAGUAUGGAGAGCAACACCACUACAUCAUCAACAGCGAGCACAAGGAGCAUUGUACCGAGCGACUUCACCGAGAAUGUGUUCGACCCCGCCUUCUCGAGCAUCAAAUACCUCGUCUUCACCAACACCUGGCCGCGGUACGUGGAGCUCGCCGGCAAGCUCCCGCCGCUAUAA
Molecule: messenger RNA, 1575 nt
Organism: Pyrenophora tritici-repentis Pt-1C-BFP
Lineage: Eukaryota; Fungi; Ascomycota; Dothideomycetes; Pleosporales; Pleosporaceae
Source: RefSeq, a predicted model, not a curated record